Molecule: messenger RNA, 2486 nt
Organism: Cololabis saira (Pacific saury)
Lineage: Eukaryota; Metazoa; Chordata; Actinopteri; Beloniformes; Belonidae
Gene: insc
Product: protein inscuteable homolog
Exons: 13
Coding region: 292-1923 (543 amino acids)
Biological process (GO): establishment of mitotic spindle orientation; asymmetric cell division; regulation of asymmetric cell division
Cellular component (GO): apical cortex
Molecular function (GO): protein binding; cytoskeletal adaptor activity
Source: RefSeq, a predicted model, not a curated record
UGUCUGUUUGGAUGGCAGCCCGGCUGAAACUAUGCUCCCGGCUCUGACUGACAGUGGGAUGUGGACUGUUUUCUCCCCAACCGAAGACCUUAAAAGCCGAGUCGCGUCGGGAAGGCUGAGCAGUCCCACUCCGGCUGCAGGGAGCUGGACUCUGAGAAAACACCGGGAGUUAGAAGUCAGAGCGCAUUAGAAGUCAGCUGAGACGGCGAAAGUUCAAGCGAUGAACCCCGGAGAGGAAUUCCUUACUUCCCAGUAGCAGACGAAAGCGAGUGGAUGCUGAGCUGAACUAAGAUGGCCUCCGGAAGAUUAACGCCCCCGAGCAGCUCUCUGUCGUCGUCACCCAUGAGCGUGCGUGCUCAGGCCCUGCAGGUGGACUCGGUGCAGCGCUGGAUGGAGGACCUGCGCCACAUGACGGAGGUGGAGUGCAUGUGCGUGCUGCAGGCCAAGCCGCUGGGCGUGGACGAGGACGCGCAGGCGCAGCAGGGCGAGCUGAUCGUGACGUCGGGCGGCGGGGCCGGCGGCGGCGACCACGUGGCCCGGAACAACCUGCAGACGCUGCUGCGGCGCGCCCUGGUGGUCAGCACCGAGCUGGGCAAGAUGUUCACGCGCCUGGAGAAGCGGCGCUGGCAGCGCGUGCACGGCACCGCCGUCCGCGCCAACUGCCACGUGCGCUCGCUGGUGCACGAGUACAGCGCCGCGCGCAGCAUCCCGCCGGAAAUGCAGAAGUAUGAGAAGUCGCUGCUGGAGAAGUGCAUGGAGCUGACGAACAUCACGGAGAGGUGCCUCCACACCGACGACGAGUUCUUCCUGAAGUCCAUGCGGGAGGCGAUCCACGAGAUCCUGACGGACGUCAGCGACUCCUUCAGCAACAUGAUCGACAUGGCGCUGGCCAACGAGAUCCGGAUCCUGAUUAAGCAGAUCGACUCCUCCGACAGCGUCCACACCAUCGGCAGUGCCAUCAACAACCUGCUGUCCCUCACGCAGGACGGCCCUCAGCUCUGCAGCAUCAUCGCCAAGGAGGGAGCAGUGGUGGCCCUGUUCAAGAUCUGCCGGCAGGACCGCUUCAGAGACCUGUACGCUCACGCCCUGAGAACCGUGGCCUCCAUCUGCUGUGUGGAGGAGGGCAUCAACCAGCUGGACAAGGUGGACGGGAUCCUGUGUCUUGCCGACAUCCUGACGGACGACGGCAGCGUGGAGGCGGCCCGCGCCGAGGCGGCGGCCGUCGUGGCCCAGAUCACGUCUCCCCACCACUCGUCCACCCAGCACCUGGCCAGCUUCCUGGAGAGCAUGCAGGACAUCGUCACGGCGCUCAUCAAGCUGUGCGAGAGCGCCUCCUGCGGGGAGGUCUUCCUCCUGGCCUCCGCAGCCCUGGCCAACAUCACCUUCUUCGACAGCGUGGCCUGCGAGAUCCUGCUGCAGCUGAACGCCAUCCACAUCCUGCUGGAGGCCUGCAAGGACCGGCAGAGGGUCGACACGCCCUACUCCAAGGACCAGGUGGUGACCAUCCUGGCCAACCUGUCCGUGCUGGAGCCGUGCGCCUUUGAGGUCCUGCAGGAACGAGGGAUGGAGCGGCUGCUGGUGCUGCUGGGGGAGAAACCGUCCUCGGAGAGUCCGUCAGAGGGCGCCGCCUGCGAGCGGGUCCAGCAGAAGGCGGCGGUGACGCUGGCCCGCCUGAGCCGGGACCCGGACGUGGCCCAGGCCGCCAUCCAGCUGAAAGCGGUGCCUCGCCUCAUCCAGCUGUGCCGCUCCCCCGCAGAGAGGAAUAACAGCGACUCGGUCCUGGUGGCCUGCCUGGCGGCGCUGCGGCGGCUAGCGGCGGGGUGUCCGGACAGCAUCGAGGCGAACGACCACCAGCAGCUGAUCAAGCCUCGGCUCGUCGACUCCUUCCUGCUGUGCUCCAACAUGGAGGAGAGCUUCGUGUGAAGAACCACCCGCCGGGCUCCUCUCGCAGACGCGCAUCUGUUUCUUCAUGAGUCGAGCUUCAUUUCCCCAGUUUGCGUCCUGGAAAAAUGUCAAAAGUGUUUCUUUUUCUCGUCAACUUCAUUUCACGUGUCAAUUUUUCUGCAUCUGAGUCCUCAAACACGUUCCCAAAAGAGCAGAUAAGAGCAGCUAAAGGGAGGGUAAGUCAUUCUCCUCGCCAUCCACGGACUGUAUAAGAAGAACUGGAAAAGAACCCUUCUACUCUGGAGGUGGGCGUGUUCCCGGUGCUGUUGGCUCCGCCCACUUCCAAUAUGGCACUAAAAACCGAUUUUUGUGAAACCUCAUGCAGGGUUUUUCCAAUAAUAACACAGUCCAUGGUAUUCUCCUGGGAGGGGGGCAAAAAUCAAUUAUCCUGCCUUUGUCGUGUUUAUUUAUUGUUAAAUUAUUAAAAAAAUGAUUGUAUUUACUAUUUUUAACACUUAUAUUUUAUAGUGUCGGGAUCAGCAACUCCAGGGUCGUUGCUGUGUUGAUUUUUCGCUAGCUGCUCUUACGUCAUUGGUUUGUUU